This is a messenger RNA of Oreochromis aureus, 7885 nucleotides long. RefSeq names its product NLR family CARD domain-containing protein 3-like. Gene Ontology annotation, molecular function: protein binding. The transcript is spliced from 14 exons. The coding region runs from base 200 to 3598 and encodes 1132 amino acids. NCBI's taxonomy places the organism in Eukaryota, Metazoa, Chordata, Actinopteri, Cichliformes, Cichlidae. The record is from RefSeq and is a predicted model, not a curated record.
UGAAAGUGCUGGACUCCAUUUUGGAGCCGGAGCGAAGCAAGGUGAUCUCAGCAUAAUGAUCAUUAUUCUGCUGUCAGAGUGUCUCCGUGGGUGAAGCAGGGAAACAAAGACGGAGCUUUUCAUCAGGCGGAGGAUUCAAAAAGCAAUUUCACUCCCGAAACUGACACGUGUCCUUCUUUCACUCUCAGACUGAGGGAACAUGAGUGAUUUGGCGGAAGAAGAGGACCGAAGCUGCCCGCCUCUGAAGAGAAACCACCCCAAACAUCAUCCUUGGGCUCUCAGCGAUCACCCCGGAGCCUGGGAUCUAAAACAGAGAGCGGCGUUUCCAGGAUCCGACUGUUUGUCCAUGAAGAGUGACAUUUCCAGAGAAGCCCCUCCAGACUUAAGGAAUCAACCCGGACCCUCACACACAGAAGGUGGGCAGCACAGACAGAGAGCAGAGUCUCCAGUAUCCGACUGUUUGUCUAUGAAGAGUGACUCCUCCAGGAACGACCUUCUAUACUUCAGUAAUAAACCCGGACGCUCACACACAAAACAGAGAGCAGCGUCUCCAGGAUCCGACUGUUUGUCCAUGAAGAGUGACAUUUCCAGAGAUGCCCCUCCAGACUUAAGGAAUCAACCCGGACCCUCACACACAGAACAGCGAGCGGCGUCUCCAGGGUCCGACUGUUUGUCCAUGAAGAGUGACAUUUCCAGAGAAGCCCCUCCAGACUUAAGGAAUCAACCCGGACCCUCACACACAGAAGGUGGGCAGCACAGACAGAGAGCAGAGUCUCCAGUAUCCGACUGUUUGUCUAUGAAGAGUGACUCCUCCAGGAAAGACCUUCUAUACUUCAGUAAUAAACCCGGACGCUCACACACAAAACAGAGAGCGGCGUCUCCAGGAUCCGACUGUUUGUCCAUGAAGAGUGACAUUUCCAGAGAUGCCCCCCCAGACUUAAGGAAUCAACCUGGACCCUCACACACAGAACAGUGCUUCACUUCAUGCAGGGACUGGUCUGCUUCAUCAAAGCUGUCCUCCUGGGACCACUCAGGAACCACAGCUGGAGUCCAGACAGCCAGUCAGAGCAGCUUGAUACCAAUUGAUGGUGGUUUGCAGAAGGUUUUAGAUGAUCAUAAGCUCAUACUGAAGAGGACAUGUGAACGUGUGACUGAAGGAACUCAUGAAACCGAAGGAACCCUCCUCAACAGGAUCUACACUGAGCUCUACAUCACGGAGGGACGGCCUGAAGAUGUGAACACGCAGCAUGAGGUGAGGCAGCUUGAGACACCUUCCAAGAUCACGCACGAGGACACUCCAAUCAAGUGCCAUGAGAUCUUUAAAGCCUUACCUGACGAACAAAAACAUAUCCGAGUUGUUCUGACGAAUGGCAUCGCUGGAGUUGGGAAGACCUUCUCAGUUCAGAAGUUCACUCUGGACUGGGCAGAGGGCUUGGAAAACCAAGACAUUAAUGUGGUGGUUCUGCUGUCAUUCAGAGAGCUGAACCUGAUCAGAGAUAAGCAGUACAGUCUUCUGGAGCUGCUCCACGUUUUCCAUCCAACAUUAGAGAAGGUCACAGCAGAGAACCUGGAUCUUUGUAAACUUUUGCUCAUCUUUGAUGGCCUGGAUGAAAGCAGACUUUCACUGGAUUUCUCCAUAACAAAGGUCAUAUCAGACGUCACACAGAAGUCAUCAGUCAGUGAGCUGCUGACAAACCUCAUCGAGGGGGAUCUGCUUCCCUCGGCUCUCAUCUGGAUAACUUCCAGACCUGCAGCAGCCAAUCAGAUCCCUUCUAGAUGUGUCGACAGGGUCACAGAAGUACGUGGAUUCACGGAUGAGCAGAAGGAGGAGUACUUCAGGAAGAGACUGAGUGAUGAAGAACGGUCCAGGAGAGUCAUCUCCCACAUCAAGUCAUCCAGGAGCCUCCACAUCAUGUGUAGAAUCCCAGUCUUCUGCUGGAUCACUGCUACAGUCCUUGAAGACAUGUUGACUACAGAGCAGAGGGAAGAGCUGCCCAAGACCCUGACGGAUAUGUACUCACACUUCCUUCUAGUUCAGAUGAAGAGAAAGAAGCACAAAUAUGAUGAGGGACAAGAGAUGGCACAGGAGGUAGCAGAGGCUGAUCGGGAGGUUCUUCUGAAGCUGGGAAGGCUGGCAUACGAACAUUUGGAGAAAGGAAGCAUCAUGUUCUACCAAGAAGACCUGAAGGAGUGUGGUCUGGAUCGCGAUGAGGCCUUGGUGUAUUCAGGGGUUUGUACAGAAAUCUUCAAAAAAGAGUGUGUGCUCUUCAAGGAACCAGUCUACUGUUUUGUUCAUCUGACCAUUCAGGAGUUUCUGGCUGCCGUCUACAUGUUUCACUGUUACACCAACAAGGACAUAGAGGUGAUGAAGCAAUUCCCGGGGACAAAGCGGGACAACAAAAACAGUGACACAUCUCUGGAUGUCUUUCUGAGCAGAGUCAUGGACAAGUCCCUCAAAAGUAAAAAUGGCCACUUGGAUCUGUUUGUUCGCUUCCUUCAUGGCCUCACUCUGGAAUCCAACCAGAAAAUCUUAGGAAGUCUGCUGGGCAAGGCAGAGAUCACUCCAGAAAUCAUCCAGAGAACCGUUAACAGCCUCAAGGAGAAGAAAACAAAAAUCGCCCCCGACAGAAGCAUCAACAUCUUCCACUGCCUGAUAGAGAUGAACGACCUCUCAGUAUCUCAGGAGAUCCAAGAGUUCCUGGGGUCAGAGAACAGAUCAGAGAAGGAGCUCUCCGAGAUCCACUGCUCAGCUCUGGCCUACAUGCUGCAGAUGUCAGAGGAGGUUCUGGAGGAGCUUGACUUGAAGACGUACAAGACAUCACUGGAGGGACGACUGAGAUUGAUCCCAGCUGUGAGGAACUGCAGAAAGGCUCGACUCCCUGGCUGUGAGCUCUCAGAAACUCACUGUGAAGUCGUGGCCUCAGCUCUGAAGUCCAAACCCUCCCACCUGGUACAUCUGGACCUGAGUGAAAACUACCUGAAGGACCCAGGAAUGGAUCUGCUGACUGGUGGACUCAAAAGUCACAACUGUAAACUAGAGUUUCUGAAUUUGAGUUCAUGCAGGUUGUCAGAGACCAGCUGUGCUUCUCUGGUCUGUGCUCUCAUGUCCAACCCCUCCCAUCUGAGAGAGCUCGACCUGAAUGACAAUAAGCUGCAGGAUUCAGGAGUGGAGCUGCUUUGUGAUUUUCUGGAGAGUCCAGAUUGUCGACUGGAGGCUCUGAGGUUGCGGAUCUGCAGAUUGUCAUCAAUCAGUUGUAGUUAUCUGGUCUCUGCUCUCAAGUCCAACCCCUCCCAUCUGAGAGAGCUGGACUUGUCUGGAAACAACAAGCUGAAGGAUGAUGGUGUGGACUGCCUGUGCGAUUUUCUGGGCAGUCCAGACUGUAGGCUGGAGAUUCUAAAACUGUGGGAAUGCAGAUUGACGAGGUCCAGCUGCCGUCCUCUGGUCUUAGCGUUGAUGUUAAACCCCUCCCAUUUGAGAGAGCUGGACAUGAGCAACAACUACUUGAAAAAUUUUGACGUGACAUCCCUGAUUAAUCUUCAGAAGAAUCCAGACUACAGACUUGAGACGUUCAGGUGGGAGUCACCGAUGCGUAAGUGAACGUAUGUCCUCGUGUGCAGAGACGCUCUGAUUGUGGCCAUAUUGUUGGGAAGUAGAUUGGAGGGGAGACAGUCAUCCAGCAGCGACUGAUAGAAGAGUGAGAGGAAGUGUAGAUGAUUGUCAGCGCUGCAGAGUGGACUGCACUGUUUUCAGAAACCAAACCUUCCUCACAGGCUGCGAUACACUGGGAUCCUUUCUAAAGCUCCUCCAUUAACCCUCUUUGGAAAUCCAGUCUGGGAUCAAAUCCACCGUUUGUACAUUUCUACAAAAGAAUAUUCAAAUCAAUUUUAUUUAUAUAACACCAAAUCGCAACAACAGUUGCCUCAUGGUGUUUUAUAUUGUAAGGUAAAGACCCUACAAUAAUACAAAGAGAACAGAGAAAACCCCAACAAUCACAUAACCAUCAUUCAAAUCCUGCCCAGUAACAGCUGCAGGUCUCAGGGAUGACUGGGUGGCAGAAGACAGAUGAUGAGUGAUGUGAUUUUAUAGAACGUGUUUGUUGCCGUUGUUUGGGUUUAGCUCGAUGAUAAUGAUGGCUGAUAAAUGUUCACUUAUUUCAUGGUCUGUGGCCUUUUAAAAACAGAAAAAUCUGACAAAACCUUUAAUGUCAGGAGACCUGGCUGGGAUCACAAACUAAAAUAAACUUAAAAUACCAAAUCAGCCCAUCACACAUCUUCUAUGUAACGUGUUCAGAACUGACAUAACCAGGUCACCUGUCUCAGCUCCGUUAAGGUGGACUGUCCUGUGGUGCUGUGAACUCUGCAGAGCACUAUAAUACACAAUAUUUACAAACAGUAUCAGUUUAUCAGAAACACCAGUAUCUGUACUUUUAAAUUAUUUGGCAUUUUUGCCUUUAUUGAAUAGUGAAGACAGACAGAAAGCAGAGAGAGAGACUUAACAAAGGGCCACGGGUCAGACUUGAACUCGGGCCACUGCUUUCUGGCCACGCGGCAUGUGGUCACCCGCUGAGCUAAACCAGCACCAAAGCAUCUGUACUUUCACUUUCACUGUUUUUUUACUUUUAAAGUACAAAGUUAUCUGCACUCUCCCACCAGAGUGAAUUUAUUUUGCAAUAAGAGUUAAAUGUAAACAUAAUAAGAAAGAAAACAGUAAGCGUAGUAGCAGAAAUGUGCUCACAGUGCUGCAGUAUUGUUAUAAAUGCCAAAAGCUGGGUUGUAUGGAAGCUUGUUCCUGCCACUGAAAAAACUUGUUUUCCACAUCAGUAAGUCAUAAUUUCAGGUUACGGUUAGAGUUUAAAGUGUUUUUGUUGUCAGUUUAUAAUUUUCUCAGUGUUUCGUGUUUCGAGUCUGAGCCCAACCUGAACCGUAAUAUCAAUUUAGAUAACCUGAAAAUUUGACUUACAGAUGGAAAAAAGGGAGGAAACACACGUCUCUUUUUUGUUGAUAUUGUUGUUCUUUUGUCUUGCACUAAUGUUAAAAUAACCGUUACCACAUAGUCAACUACUGACUGUUUUAUUGUAUUACCUUUGACAACCUGUUUUGUGUCUUCUUGUUUCUUGAUGCUCAUUUGUGCCUUCAAUACAAAAAUUUAAAAAUACAUAAGACAGCCCAGACUCAAUAACCCUCAUCCAGAAAUAAACUUUUCCAGACUACCAAAUUCAGAUUACCAGUGCUCCCAAUGGGACUACACAUAACAACAGCAGAAAAGUGUGCAUGGACGUUUAAAAAAACCACAUCAUCAGUAAAGAAAGAACAUCUGGUUGCUGUAGUUGGGUUUGGCUGCAAGAUAAAUCUGUUUUCAUUAGAUUUAAACCCAUUUUUGAUGAUAUGCAUUAUUAUUGCUGUAAAAAUGUGCACAAAAAGUCAUGAGCAGCUGCUGGAUGGAGGGAAAUAUUUUGAGCUCUACCUGAUUAACAUCUAACCUAAAGGAGAAAAAGUAUUUCAAAAGCUGCCCGCUUUGGCUCACCUGUACUGGGGAUGCCAACAGCUCGUCUCCUGAGUGUCAUCUUUCACCAACAUGGUGCUACAAACUAAUGUUAGAAACACAGCUUGCAUCAGAAGAGUGCUUGACCAGUAGCAGAGGCAGCUAGUCCUGUUUGAUGAGGUGAUGGAGGAAUCAGCCGGUCGAGCGGGAAAACUCCUGCAUAAAAAAAGCUCCAGGCGUCACACGAGGCCUCCAUAAACAGGCUGUUAAAAAAAAGCUGUUUUUAAAAUGGGAACCAACCUUUUUCACGUGAAUGUAGCCAAAUGUCUACUUUAUAUUUAUCUUUGUAGUUUUUACAGGAUUUAAGUGCAAAGCAUAAAUGUAUGUUUACACUACACCUGUCAUUUCCAUUUCCACUUGAACAAAAAAUAAUUUGAGACAGAAAAUAUGGGAAAAAGUUUUGAACUUUGUGAAGGACUCAGACUUCACAGAACGUGAACCUCAGUAGCAGUUUAUUGUGAAAGAUGCAAUAUUUAGCUUAUCUGAACUGAGAUGAGAUUUUUAUGUCUUUUUCAGAAUGUUUGAUUUUGAAGUAUGUGAACUGUUUUGUUGUUUGUUGGCUUUUCUCUGCUUGUUGUUCUCAAUUCUUUUAUUAAAGAAAAUUUAAAAAAAAAGCAAAAUAAAAAAACUGACACAUGAAACACCUUGUAGACCCCCUUCAGUCUAAAAACUCAGACCAUCCACGCUCACGUUCCAGAGUAAAAAUGUGAACAGAAAACAGCAGCGCUAAGAGUCAGUGGCAUUUCCCUUUAAUGCAAUGAUGCAGGAAAAAAAUGAAAUCACCACAGCAAAGAAUAAAAAAGCAAAAAAUUAACACGGCAAACCUGCGAUUUCAAACACAGCAUUUCACUUAAAAAGAAAAAAAAAUUAAAAUGCUUCAUAAAACAGCUCUUUGCAUCUCUUUUCAGUGUUUAUGCACCAAACUCAGUUCAUAUUCGAAUGAUUUUCACCUCCUGCAACAUAAAAGUACAGUCAUGACAGGAUGAGUUUAAAAUAACAUUUGAAAGGUUUCGGCUCGUGAAACGAGUGAGCACUGUGGCACACGGUCGGCUCUUUAAAAGCCAUGUUUUAGCCUCCAACAGAGUUUUAUGUUUGAUUUAGUGUUUCAGUAAAAACUUCCUGCUUUUGCAGAAAAAAAGUCACAAAUGCAGUUAAAACUGUAACACUUCAUUGGUUUCCAAUCUGUGGCCAGAGUCCACUAAACGAGUCCUACAUUGAGUAUAGAGGGACCAUGUAAUGAUGAAGAAUUAUCUGUAUUCCUGUUAGCUUUUUCCGCCUUGGAAAGCUCCGUCACACAAGGUAACACAUUCUCAACGAAAGAGCCAAAUGAACAGCUUUAAAUCUGUCAGAAACUUCUUGAGGUCAGCUGACCAGUAUUAUAUAAAAAUAAUGCACACCAAGUGAAGUGAAAGGUUCAAACUUUCAUUAAAAAUGUAGUUUCCUAUUUUUGCUAAUCAACACUUGUCAAAGUCUUAGUGUUUGGGGUGUUUCCUUUGUUUGCUGGUCCAAAGUGUUCGAUCCUUUUAUUUUAGCACCUGUAAAAGAAGAUCAUGUGAUGUGGCUGAAAGCUUGGGUCUGUUUGUGUCGGCUAUAUUUUUCUGUAACACUUCAUGAAAUGGGAGUUACAACUGGAAAGUUUGUGUAAUAACGCCUCCUUCAAGCGACUGCAUUUAUGUUUGGAAAAUUCAGUUUUAGUCCAAGAGUGAGAUUUUUAGAAAACUGCACCAGACUGGCUGUAACCUGCUGUGAUGUCUCAAACUUCAAAGUUGGACCUGUUGCCCUUUUUUCUAGCUGACUUUUACCCAGUUUACCAAAACUGUGCAGAUACUUAAUCUAGAACCAGAUCUGAGGUUGUCUGUCAACAAAAAACAACAACUGCUACCGGUACCUAAAAGUUGGCAAAGGGGGGCAAGGUGCCACAAAGGCCCUUGGGCCUCCUCCUGGUAGGACAUGCCUGAAACACGUCACCUAGGAGACGCCCUGGAGGCAUCCCAGUUCAGAUAUAUUCAUUUUAUUCAUGUACAGUAGUAGUUACCUGCUGGUUGUAGGGGGCCAUCGUAAGUAUAGUCCUGCUAUUCGUGCAGGGAAGCACCUUGUUUGAGAAAAUGAGCGCGGACGUGUAAACUUAACCCUGAAACACACCGGCUGCUUCUCUUUGGUGAAGUUUUAAUUAACCUUUCACACCGGGAGUGUUUCAGAAACGAGCAUUUAGUCUUCAAAGGAUCUUUUAUUUUGAAAAUGUAUCAAAUACUACUGUAAUUCUUUAUUAUCAGGAUGUCCUAAAAACUCGCUGAAAAGCCUUCAGCUGAUCCAAAAUGCUGCAGCAAGAGUCCUGACAGGGAC